GACCAAAUGUUGUUUGAAAGUAUAUACAUACAAUGUUUGAACAAAUUUUCUAAAUACAAGAAGUUUGUGUGCCACACUACAUGUAAUUGUCCCAAUUACAAAAUUAUUGGUUAUCUUCUUUACUUUUUGUGUCUGUGUCGGCCGAUAAAUUGUAGUCUUCCUCUCUCCCGUCACGACCUUGCGUUCGGUUCGUUUUCUUAUUACUUGACAAUGUUUCUCUAUAGAAUACUCGUCCGCCUCUUACAAUUUUAUUAUUUUGUCAAAUUCUCGGCAAUUCUAUUCCUGGGAUUUGCGGUUAAAGGAAGAUCAUUGUUUGAGAAAAAGCAGCGGGAGAAGCCAAACGUUUUGGAAGGAUGGGACAGCAGGUACAUCAAGUUAAAGAAAGUGCGGCUUCAUUAUGUCCAAACUGGAUCCGAUGACAAACCAUUAAUGCUAUUUAUUCAUGGAUACCCCGAGUUUUGGUAUUCUUGGAGAUUUCAGUUGAAAGAAUUUGCAGAUAAAUACAGAUGUGUGGCAAUCGAUCAACGUGGCUACAAUCUUUCCGAUAAGCCAAAACACGUGGAUAAUUAUUCAAUUGAUGAGCUAACUGGAGAUAUUCGAGAUGUCAUUGAAGGUCUUGGUUAUGACAAAGCUAUUGUAGUUGCUCAUGACUGGGGAGGUCUUGUUGCGUGGCAAUUCGCGGAACAGUAUCCAGAGAUGGUGGAUAAGUUGAUUUGUUGCAACAUUCCAAGACCCGGGUCUUUUAGAAAACGAAUUUAUACCAGCUGGUCACAGUUCAGAAAAAGCUGGUACAUGUUCUUCUACCAAAACGAGAAAAUACCAGAAAUGCUGUGUUCGGCUGAUGAUAUGAAAAUGUUGGAGCUCUGCUUUAGAGCCAAAGAAAUUGGAAUACAAAACAACAAGAACUUCACGGAUGAGGAUUUGGAAGCAUGGAAGUAUUCAUUUUCAAUGAAUGGAGCCUCAUUCAAAUAUCCUAUUAACUACUAUCGAAAUAUUUUUAAUGCAAAGAAGCAACAGGCUGAUUUAGUGUUGGAGAUGCCCACACUUAUCAUCUGGGGAACUGCGGACGGAGCAUUGGACAUUGAAGCAGCCGUGGAUAGUUUGAACACCCUCAAACAAGGAACAAUGAAGAAAAUCGAAGGAGCUUCACAUUGGGUUCAACAGGAUGAACCUGAGAUGGUUAAUGAGCAUAUAAAAAAAUUUUUGAAUAAGUAUCAGUAGUUUUUUGUUUUUGAGAAUUUGUUUUAAAGCUAAUCAUCAAAAUUAAAAUAAAGAAAUUCUUAUUGUG
Molecule: messenger RNA, 1288 nt
Organism: Caenorhabditis elegans
Lineage: Eukaryota; Metazoa; Nematoda; Chromadorea; Rhabditida; Rhabditidae
Gene: ceeh-1
Product: Epoxide hydrolase 1
Exons: 6
Coding region: 7-1221 (404 amino acids)
Cellular component (GO): membrane
Molecular function (GO): catalytic activity; epoxide hydrolase activity
Source: RefSeq, marked reviewed